Anopheles cruzii is the source of this 1901-nucleotide messenger RNA. RefSeq names its product WD repeat-containing protein 46. The record is from RefSeq and is a predicted model, not a curated record. The transcript is spliced from 2 exons. Gene Ontology annotation, cellular component: small-subunit processome; nucleolus; 90S preribosome. Lineage: Eukaryota; Metazoa; Arthropoda; Insecta; Diptera; Culicidae. Gene Ontology annotation, biological process: maturation of SSU-rRNA from tricistronic rRNA transcript (SSU-rRNA, 5.8S rRNA, LSU-rRNA). Bases 77 to 1840 code for a protein of 587 amino acids. Gene Ontology annotation, molecular function: protein binding.
AAGAAAAACAGCAUGGUUUGGUUGUUGGAAUAAAUAAGAACUACCCGAAAACAUUGCAAUAACUUAUUCUUUCACGAUGGGUAAGAAAGCACAGCGAUACUUUUCUGAGGAACCCAAAGCGUCGGAAACUAAAGAUGCGACGCAAAAGCCAAACGACCGCAAAACAGGUACGACACAACCUACCAACAUGAAAGUGAUCGUGGUAGAUACACAAAAGAAAUUCGCGCCACGAAAGCGACACCACGGGUCGGCUGCAGGAUAUGGAAGGAAAAAGCAACCGGAACGAGUCAAAAUUCCUAUAGACCCAGCGGCCCUCAUGCGCCAUUCGCGAGGCGAGCGUCUCGAUCUUUCCGGUGUUAAAUCGAAAGCUCACAAACUUAAAGAAAAACGUAAAGACAUCAACAUUGAGUACGCCACGGAACAGGCGGCUCGUGCCGAGAUUCUGCUCGACGGCGAGGAAGGUUACCUCGAGGCCGACGAAGGCGAAAGCACGACCGACAUCACACAGAAAGAGAUUGUGGACAACGUGGACAUAACAACGGCAAAGAAACACUUUAACCUCGCCCUCGACUUUGGCCCCUAUCGGAUGAGAUACACGAAAAAUGGAAAGUACCUGCUGCUCGGCGGCAAACGGGGCCACGUGGCCGCGUUCGAUUGGGCCCGCAAGAAGCUGCUGUGUGAAAUGAACGUAAUGGAAUCGGUACACGAUGUGACUUGGCUCAUGAACCACACUAUGUACGCGGUGGCCCAAAAGAACUGGGUGCACGUCUACGAUCGGAAAGGCACCGAGCUGCACUGCGUCAAAGCGAUGCACCGGAGUCUUCGGUUGGAGUACUUGCCGUACCAUUUCCUGCUGUGCAGUGCCGGCGAGACUGGAUUCCUGUCGUGGAUUGACGUGUCCAUGGGUCAGAUGGUGGGAAACUAUGGCGCUCGGCUAGGCAGAGUGUCCGUGAUGACUCAGAAUCCGUGGAACGCAGUGACCUGCAUCGGUGACUCAAAAGGCGUCGUGUCGAUGUGGUCACCGACCGUGCGUGAACCUCUGGCAAAGAUGCUCUGCCAUCCGCUGCAGCUGACGGCACUGGCGAUCGAGCCGAAGGGCAUGCAUAUGGCGACGGCGGCAUUGGAUCGUAAAGUCAAGAUCUGGGAUAUACGGAUGCUGGAGGGACCACUGGAAACGUAUCACACAAAUACGGCGGCCACCGAAAUCGAUCUUUCACAGCGAGGUCUAUUGGCACUGUCGAUGGGCAACGUGUGUGAGGUGUAUCGCCGAAAUCAUGGCGUUGAUGCAGCGGAACUCAAACCGUACAUUCGCCAGCGCAUGAGCGGCACCGUCUCCGGCCUACGAUUCUGCCCGUUCGAAGACAUUCUCGGCGUUGGCACCGACAAGGGCUUCAGCUCGUUGAUUGUACCCGGCGCAGGGGAACCCAACUUUGACACGUUCGAGUCGAAUCCGUACCAGUCGCGAUCGCAGCGCCAGGAAGAGGAGGUUCACAAUCUGCUGGAGAAGAUUCCGGCUGAAUUCAUUUCUCUCAAUCCCAACCAAAUCACGGAAGUGGAUGUGCCUUCCGUGAAGGCACGCCUGGACGAGAAAGUGAAGCAGCUGACGUUGAAACCGCCGAAGAUCAACUUUGAGCCACGCAAGCGGAAAGGUGUCUCUAAGGCAAAGCUGGUUAAAAUCAAGCAACACGUGAAGGACGCCCGGUUCCGUGAGGCGGCGAAGGAGGUCUUGGAACAGAAACAGAAAAUCUUGGCCGAAGACGAGAGUCCAGACUUUAUACCGCUCGAACCAAAAACCGUACUGGAUCGCUUUCAAACGAAAAAGAAAAAAGGCAAACACUGAACCGAUUCCUGGUGGAGAUCGUUUAUAUUGAUUUGAUGGAAUAAAAUGUUAAAUAAUACAA